AUGUCCCCACGUCCCCCCCAGCUGUCGCAGCACCCCGGUCCGGAGGCGCCGGUGUUCGUGCCCGCGGACGCGCCGUGGAGCUGGGAGCUGGCCAAGCUGUGGGUGCGCAGCGCCCACGUGCAGCUGCACGAGGUGGUCGUCCACCUGCUGCUCACCCACUUCCUGGCCGAGGUCUUCGCCAUCGCCACCAUGCACCUGCCCGCCUGCCACCCGCUCUACAAGCUCCUGCUGCCCCACGGCCGCUACACCUUCCACAUCAACAUCUUGGCCAGGGACAAACUCCUCAACCCCGGGGGCAUCAUCGACCAGGCCUCGGCCAUCGGGAGGGAGGGGGCGCUGGAGCUGGUGGCCCGCGCCACGGCGGCCCUGACCUACGCGGAGCUGUGCGUCCCCGAUGACAUCGAGCGGCGCGGCGUCACCGACGUCCCCAAUUACUACUACCGCGACGACGCCCUCGAGAUCUGGGGGGCCAUCGAGAGCUUCGUGGAGGGCAUCGUGGGUCUCUACUACCACGAGGACAGUGACGUGGUCGAUGACCCCGAGCUCCAGGAUUGGGUGGGCGAGAUCUUCACCUACGCCGUGCUGGGCAACGAGAAGUCGGGCUUCCCGGCGAAGCUCUGCAGCCGCCCCGAGCUGGUGAAGUUCCUCACCAUGAUCAUCUUCCGCUGCUCCGCGCAGCACGCCGCCGUCAACAGCGGGCAGUACGACUUCUACGCCUGGAUGCCCAACGCGCCGGGGACCAUGCGGUGCCCCCCACCACGGACCAAGGACGGGGCCACCGCCGAGAGCUUCCUGGCCACCCUCCCGUCCCCCGCGGCCACCGGCGCCCUCCUCGCCCUGCUCAGCGUCGUCAGCUACGAGGCCGGCGAGCAG
This is a messenger RNA of Oxyura jamaicensis (ruddy duck), 873 nucleotides long. RefSeq names its product hydroperoxide isomerase ALOXE3-like. The transcript has 6 exons. The record is from RefSeq and is a predicted model, not a curated record. NCBI's taxonomy places the organism in Eukaryota, Metazoa, Chordata, Aves, Anseriformes, Anatidae. Gene Ontology annotation, molecular function: oxidoreductase activity, acting on single donors with incorporation of molecular oxygen, incorporation of two atoms of oxygen; metal ion binding. Gene Ontology annotation, biological process: lipid oxidation; linoleic acid metabolic process. The annotation marks the transcript as partial.